Messenger RNA from Pseudovirgaria hyperparasitica, 2280 nucleotides. Its product is annotated as WD40 repeat-like protein. NCBI's taxonomy places the organism in Eukaryota, Fungi, Ascomycota, Dothideomycetes, Acrospermales, Acrospermaceae. Bases 427 to 1851 code for a protein of 474 amino acids. Gene Ontology annotation, molecular function: protein binding. The record is from RefSeq and is a predicted model, not a curated record. The transcript has 4 exons.
GGAGGCGCGUUUUGAGCGUGUCGAGUGGGUAUAGGGAGAGGUCGACGGUGGUGCCAGCGAGACCGCCGGACUGGUGGAGAGGUGUGUCAGUUUUGGGAGCGAAUGAGUGGAAGGGAGAAUUUGGGGAGAGCACGACUUACGAGGAGAGAGAGUACAUAUGGGGAGUGGAGGAUUGGGGUAUUUGGCGUGGAGAGGGAGGGUGGAGAGGUCAUUGUGUUGAGCGAAGAAAGUGGUGAUGUUAAUGACUAGUGGUUUGUAGUUUUGGAGGGAGGUGGUCAUAGCUCCUGAUAGCUGUGGGUCAGUUCAGCCCUACGAGAAAGUUUUAGUGGGGCUAGCGAGAUUGUGUGGGAGAGCUUCGUUUGUUUUGUUUCGCUUACAACAUCUCUCUGUUUGCAACGAAGAUGUGAAAUUUCGACACAAUCGAGUAUGGCAGAUAGCAUUGCGCAGGUUGGCUUGGAAACACCCAUGGACGAAGCUUCGACUGCUUUCAAUCCGAUAUGUAUUGCAUCGUCAGUCGCCUCCAAUGGAGAUACGAACGAUGGAGGCAUUGGCCGCGCUCAAUGGUCUACGGAUGGGACUUGUGUUUUGACCAGCUCUGACGGUCGCAGAAAUCGUCUGUCAACAUUCGUCUUACCACCAAACCUCCUCGAAUCUCCCAGUCACAUCAAUCUAUCACCAUACUUCACGUACCAGCUACCGGUACAAAUCCACGCCUUCACACCCUAUUCUCUCUUCAGCCUCUUCGACACCUCCACAUGCCUUGUCCUUUCCUCCCCACUCGACCUACCCUUGCGCCUCACUAACGCCCUCUUCAAUGCCCCCCCGAUUGCAACAUACAAGAUCAUCUCUCCGGCUAACGAGGCCUAUCGCUCCCCGCACGCUCUCCUCUUCUCUCCUUCCUCUCCAUCCCUCUUCAUCUCUGGCUGCACCUCUCUCAUCACAGUUCAUGAUCUCGCCGUCCCAGGCAGCCUGCCCCUUGAAUCGCACCGUACAGCGCCCGCUAAAAGUCGCGCCGCAAUCUCCGGCCGCCGCGGCAUGCGCGGCAUUAUCUCCAGCCUCGCCAUAUGCCCGUCGACGUCCACCCUGGCCGCUGGCACCCUGCUCAACAACAUCGGACUGUACGCAUCCGAGGGCCGCGGCGAGGUCAUCACGACAUUCAAUAUCAACCCCUCCUUCUCCUCUUCUUCUUUUGCUUCCUCCUCCUCAACCACUUCACCUCACCCUGGUGGCGGCAUAACGCAAGUCUCAUGGAGCCCUUGCGGAAACUACUUCCUAGCCGGCUGCCGUCGCAGCGACAUCGCCCUCAUCUACGAUAUUCGCAACGGAAAGCGCCUGAGUUGGCUCAGCGGACGUGCUGCGCAGACGAAUCAGAAACUAGGCUUUGACGUUGUGGCUGUGGGUGCUGGGUGGGAGGUCUGGGCGGGUGGCACGGAUGGGCGGGUACGGGUGUGGAAGGAUCCGCAUGUAACUGAGGGUGAGAUAUUGCCGAUAGCAGCGUGGAAGGCACAUGAUGAUCCCGUGACGUCGGUGUUGGUGCAUACGUGUGGGAAUGUGGUGGCGACAGCGUCGGCGCCGGACUACAAUGCGCCGUACUGCGCGCACGAUACAUCGAGCUCAAGUUCAGACUCGGACUCAAGCUCAGGCUCCGACUCAGAGUCGAGUUCCGAAGACGAUUCAGAAGCCAACGACACCGACAGGUAUACCGACAUGAACACUGACAUGGAAACCAGCAUGGACACCAACAUGAACACCAGCAUGGACACCGAGAGUGAAAGUGAAAGCGAGAGUGAACGAUCGCACGCAUCGUCGGCACGCCUUCCCGACAGCGCAUUGAAAAUUUGGAGACUCUGAUCUGAUCUGAAUGCAUAUUUUCAGGAUCAUGACGUGAGGUGAAGGAUACAUGUCGUACGUAUCCAAACAAUCGAGACUUUCGAGUCUAGAGGACGAGUUUACAUGUCCAGGCAUGUUGAUUUUCACGGCGUCGUGUUCUGGUUUCAUUGUGAUUAUUGAAUCUUCCUGACAGAACCCGUAGCUGAAGUCACUGCCGGGUAGGAUGCAAUAAGAUAACGCAGACGUAACAUGUCUAAGCGCAGUAUAGUAUGACGUGUUCAUCGACUGAAUUACAUUCACUAGCUCUCUCCUGCCCUCAAAGUCUUAGCCGGGAGUCCCUUGAAGUCACUCCAGAGCUACAAUCUCAUUCAAAAGUCCUGCCCUAUGCAAUUCGACUGUUUCCACUGAUAAUAGCAAGUCUUACCCUGACAACCCAAGUCAUACCCGGAC